CAGAGCACCAAACUUUCGUGCCGAGUUCGAAGAUCCCGUCAAGGCUUCGUCCCGCUAACUGGCCAAGUUCAGCCACCAAGUUCCCGGCAGAUAUGAACUGUGGGGACCUGACUGGCUGGAAUUGGCAAAUUAUUCAGGGCAUACCGUUGACGUGUUUUGGAAUUUGAGACUAAACCAGCUUCAGAAAUGUGGAUUUCCUUCCUCUUGUUGCCCGGCGUGCUGGGCACCGUCACUUCUGUCACUGGAGUUUCUGAUGAAGGGUUCUUGUCUGACGUCACCGGAAAUGGCUCUUUGGAAGCGAACAGCUGCAUCGGAAACGGAUCCCAAGCCGAAUCGUCGUUCAACACCACCUACUUGGACCCUACUUACUACUCACUGAAUUACAGGAUCAUUGGGACUAUAUUUCAGGGCAUCAUAUUUGCCGUGGGCGUGCUGGGCAACAUCAUGGUCGUCAUUGUCGUCAUGCGUACUCGAAGCAUGCACACCCCGACCAACUGCUACUUGGUCAGCCUCUCCGUUGCCGAUUUUAUGGUUCUUGUGGCUUCGGUACCCAACGAGAUUAUCUCCUACUACGUCUUGGGUGACGAAUGGAUCUGGGGCCGCGCCGGUUGCGCUCUCUUCAUCUUCCUUCAAUACCUUGGCAUCAACGCUUCGUCGCUCUCGAUCACCGCUUUUACCAUCGAACGCUACAUUGCCAUCUGCCUGCCCAUGAAAGCCCAGACGGUAUGCACCGUCCAACGAGCGAAAAAAAUCAUCCUUGGUGUAUGGGUAUUCGCUUGUUCGUACUGUUCACCCUGGUUGGCGCUGACCACGACUGAGGCUAUUUACUACAAGGGUCACGAAGAUAUCGAGACCUGCACGUUUGCCCUCUCAAGACACGAAUACCGAAGUUACUUCUUUGCCGACCUGAUUCUCUUCUACGUGGUGCCCCUUCUGCUCUCCUGCGCUCUGUACGGACUUAUGGCCAGAGUGUUGUUCAAGUCCAACUUCGACACGCGUCCAACAAACGGGGGUCCCGUAUCUGGGGGAGACUGCAAUAGGAGCACAGCCAAUUCCAGUUCCCGAGUGCAGGUAGUCAAGAUGCUCGUGGUUGUGGUGGCCCUGUUUGCCACCCUGUGGCUCCCGUACCGUGUACUUCUGGUAUACAACUCGUUCGCCCAGCACCGCUACAUGGAGCUGUGGUACCUCAUGUUCUGCAAGACCAUGAUCUUUAUCAACUCCGCCAUCAACCCUAUUCUCUACAACGCCAUGUCGAUCAAGUUCCGGCGUGCCUUCAAGCGCAUGCUCUCCUGCAAGCGACGCGAUCGUGGGCCCUAUUCCAGUGUUGUCGGAGGAGGAUCAGUGCGACUGAGCCGUAGCACCCUGGUAGCUGCCUCCACUAAGUCAUGUAACACUAAAGUGGACCAAAGGCAUCAGCUUCUCUGAAUGAAAAGCAAAUGUGCUUUUUACCCAUUU
Ornithodoros turicata is the source of this 1455-nucleotide messenger RNA. RefSeq names its product thyrotropin-releasing hormone receptor-like. Bases 187 to 1425 code for a protein of 412 amino acids. The record is from RefSeq and is a predicted model, not a curated record. The transcript is spliced from 3 exons. Gene Ontology annotation, cellular component: membrane. Lineage: Eukaryota; Metazoa; Arthropoda; Arachnida; Ixodida; Argasidae. Gene Ontology annotation, biological process: G protein-coupled receptor signaling pathway. Gene Ontology annotation, molecular function: thyrotropin-releasing hormone receptor activity.